GAGAUCCAUGUGCAUGUGGACACCUUUAAGGCCACUUCCAACUCCAGCUCCAACACAAGCAGGAGGCUAGUUACUAAGACUCUGGCCUGAUCUUCUAGACUUGUGAAGUAACUCUCUUAUUCACACACCACUCCUCCACCUGCCACCUCUGGAAAAGAAGAGAAGUACUUCUAACUGUGUGCAUCUAAAAGAAAGCUCCUGCAUGCAUAGCUGACACGCCACCUACUGCAAAACCCAGCUGCCAGCGCAGGCGGUGCUCCCAGCAUUUCAUUGCAUCGCCAGGCUGGGACGGAAUAAAGGCGUGCUUGUGUGGUAGUGUUUCUUUUUUAAAAGAAAAAAAAAAAAUCUCCAAGCCAAGAAGAACAAGCUGAAAUAGCAUCUUGAAAAUGGAGCGUAAAAUCAUCAGAAGAGAAAAGGAAAGGGAGUAUGAAGGGAGGCACAACAACCUGGAAGACGCUGAGCAAGGCAAGACCUGCAAGUCCACACUGAUGACCCUCAACGUUGGUGGAUAUUUAUACAUCACUCAAAAGCAGACACUGACCAAGUACCCAGACACUUUCCUUGAAGGUAUCGUAAAUGGGAAAAUCCUCUGUCCAUUUGAUGCUGAUGGCCAUUACUUCAUAGACAGGGACGGGCUUCUCUUCAGGCAUGUCCUAAACUUCCUACGAAAUGGAGAACUUCUACUGCCCGAAGGAUUUCGAGAAAAUCAACUUCUUGCUCAAGAAGCAGAAUUCUUCCAGCUUAAGGGGCUGGCGGAGGAGGUGAAAUCCAGGUGGGAAAAAGAACAACUGACACCCCGAGAGACUACUUUCUUGGAAAUAACAGAUAAUCACGAUCGUUCACAAGGACUGAGAAUCUUCUGUAAUGCUCCUGAUUUCAUAUCAAAAAUAAAAUCUCGCAUUGUUCUGGUAUCCAAAAGCAGGCUGGAUGGGUUUCCAGAGGAGUUCUCUGUGUCAUCAAAUAUCAUUCAAUUUAAAUACUUCAUCAAGUCUGAGAACGGCACUCGACUUGUACUAAAGGAAGACAACACCUUUGUCUGCACCUUGGAAACUCUUAAGUUUGAGGCCAUAAUGAUGGCUUUAAAGUGUGGGUUUAGACUGCUGACCAGCCUGGACUGCUCCAAAGGGUCAAUUGUUCACAGCGAUGCACUUCAUUUUAUCAAGUAAUUACCUGUCUCAUGAACAAAGGCAACAAGCAUGCAGCCAGCAAGCUUCAGAAGCCACAGAAUCAAAGGCAUCCCAAACAACGUGCCCAGCUAGCUAGUCCAGAGCCCGGCUGCUAAUCAAGUACUGUGAGCUAACGGUAUGUAAAUCUGUCAUUAAAGAUGUCCUUCUCUGGGGUGCUCUGCCACCACAUUUCCACCGACAGUGAAGCUGUGGUCUUCUAAACUGUAAAUAAAGACAGUGCUUUUGCUAUUAUUUUUUUUUCCCUUAAGCUGUCUUUCAAUGAGAAUGUCUUGGGUACUUCAUCUAUCAUUCACUAAUAGCAAAUGUUAACAAUAUACGAUUCAAAAUCUUUUCUACUUAAGAGCAAAAAUCCAUGAAGAAGAUGAACUGGUUUAUAAAAUAAAUAUGGAGAACAAAAUAAAUGUACAGAGCUACCUAAAGCAGGGAUGACAGUGAAUCAAAAAGGGCGGGACUGUAAAACACAUCUGAGCUACUGAUUUGACUUUUAAAAUAGCAGGCACCUUAUUAUAAUUCCUGUAUUCAUACUAGAAUUAUGGCUAAAUCGGUAUUUUGCUGAAAAUUUCUAGGAAACUGCUUGAUAACAAUAAAAAAUAAAUAAAAGCACUGCUAGCUUC
Molecule: messenger RNA, 1801 nt
Organism: Arvicanthis niloticus (Nile rat)
Lineage: Eukaryota; Metazoa; Chordata; Mammalia; Rodentia; Muridae
Gene: Kctd4
Product: potassium channel tetramerization domain containing 4
Biological process (GO): protein homooligomerization
Molecular function (GO): protein binding
Source: RefSeq, a predicted model, not a curated record